Molecule: messenger RNA, 812 nt
Organism: Aureobasidium pullulans EXF-150
Lineage: Eukaryota; Fungi; Ascomycota; Dothideomycetes; Dothideales; Saccotheciaceae
Exons: 1
Coding region: 168-812 (214 amino acids)
Source: RefSeq, a predicted model, not a curated record
GGAUUGGAUGUGCAUGUCUGUUGAAGCUGUACAGUUGCUUCGGCAUAUAUUUCACCUGGUAAGAGUUUAUGGGGGGAUGUUUAAGAUGGCCGUUGCCUGCUGACAAGUUGUGAAGCGCUGAUUCUUUGGAUGGCUUGUAAUGCACGAGCCGUCGCAACAGAGACGCCAUGCAGGUGGAAAACAGACAGCGAGAAGCGUUCACACCAAGCGAGGCCAGAACGCAGAAGAUUGAGAUGACCACGUAUACAGCAUCAUCAAAUCGAUUUGUUCAUCGUUGGAGAUGUUUUGUGUCGAUGUUGCAUGUGGGAAGAAAGGAGACGGGUGUAGGGAAAGGUCAAGCAAGCUGGCGAAUUGAGUUUUCGUCUCAUGGAGCGGCCCGAGGGCGGGCUUCACAUGCUAGUGGUUAUAAACCAGCGUGUUCCAUUGUUUCCACGUACGGCCACAGUCAGCUGAAAACUGGGCAUCCCGUCCGCUCUGCCAUACAUAAGCAGUUGAACGGCAGAUUAGUACUACGGUGGGUGACCACGUGGGAAUCCCUGCUGCUGUACGUUUUGUAUCUCUUUUGCCCCGUCUCUUUUUGUCUUUCACGAUGUGACGACCGCCUUCGCUUCCCUUGCCUCUACUCGAAUAACCUACGUCGUCUUAAGUAUCAAUCGCUGUUCAAUCAAGACCAACCGCUGCGCCCAUCAAGAUUUUUUAUUGAUUUGAUCCUCAAGCAUGUUUCGCGCUGCCCAUGUGGCGCAGCAAUGGGUCUGUUUACUUCCCACGAUGACCGACACGAAAUUUCCUGCAUCAUACACACUAGAUUGUAG